This is a messenger RNA of Arachis stenosperma, 3682 nucleotides long. RefSeq names its product COP1-interacting protein 7. The transcript has 8 exons. The record is from RefSeq and is a predicted model, not a curated record. NCBI's taxonomy places the organism in Eukaryota, Viridiplantae, Streptophyta, Magnoliopsida, Fabales, Fabaceae. Gene Ontology annotation, biological process: response to light stimulus; positive regulation of DNA-templated transcription. The coding region runs from base 328 to 3294 and encodes 988 amino acids.
CGUUUCAUUUUGUUUUAUAUUAUUCUUAUUUCACUCACUCAUUCCCUUGCACCAUCAUAGUAGAGUACUACUUCUGCAUUCUCUUUCUAGAAACAAUGUCUACAUGUCUGUGAACUAUGUCUCAGAGAGAGAGAGAGAGAGCAUGUUAUGUUGGACCCACAUUCAGAAACUCAACAAACAAUUAAGCAAUUCCAUUUCCAUGUGCCAAACCUCUCUCUCUCUCUCUUGCAUUCCAUGUGAAGCAUUGAUUCAUUCAAGUUUGUACUGUAAGAGUUGGAAUCUCACUCACUCUCAGCUUUGAAGUGUUUCAACCUUGAGGUUUGAGCUAUGGACCCAAGCACUCGUCUUGAUCACACACUCUUUCAGCUCACCCCAACAAGAACAAGAUGCGACUUGGUUAUUGUUGCUGGUGGUGUGACUGAAACACUAGCUUCAGGCUUGUUAGAACCGUUUCUUUCACAUCUAAAGAGUGCAAAAGAUCAGAUUUCAAAAGCUGGCUAUUCCAUCACUCUGCGUCCUCCAUCUUCUCCCAAUGCUCCAUGGUUCACCAAAGCCACCCUCCAAAGGUUUGUUAGAUUUGUAAGCACUCCAGAAGUUCUAGAGAGGAUUGUGACGAUAGAAAAGGAGAUUGUGCAGAUCGAAAAUCAGUCAAUUGAGAAGACAAAUUUAGUGUUAGAAGAAGAAGGGCGCAUAAAAAAAUCAACUGCGAAUCAAGAGGGAAAUGAAGAAAAUUCCAGGGUUCGCCUUCGACGUGUUUUAGAUAAUCGUAAAGCCAUGCUUUGCAAAGAGCAAGCAAUGGCCUAUGCCCGUGCUUUAGUAGGAGGGUACUAUCCAGAGUCUUUAGAUGAUCUUAUAUGUUUUGCCGAUGCUUUCGGAGCUUCACGUUUAAGGGAAGCAUGCAUCAAUUUCUUAGAUCUAUGCAAACAAAAGAAUGAAGACAAGCUUUGGAUGGAUGAGAUAGCAGCAAUGCAAGCUUCGUCUCAACCGGUAUUGCCAUACCUGAGAACAGCCGGAAUCAUACUUGCCGGCGAAGAUGAUGCUAGCAGUAAACUGAAUGGUUUAGGUGAUGCUGCUAUCUCUGAGUCAACCCCAAGUCAUGCAAGUUUUGACAUGAAUCAAGAUAAUGGCAUGCCAACACCACCAAUGUCAUGGCCAAACCAUGUUCCCCAUUACAUUCACAAUUUUCAGGGUCAUGGAUUUCAACAUUUGCCACCACCAUACCAAGGGUACCUCUAUCCUGGUAUGCAGGUUCCCUCUUCAUACUAUCCAGCCAGUAUGCAAUGGCCUCCGAAUUCGGAAGACUCAAUGGAUUAUAGUAAACCAUCCUUUAAGAAGAAGAAGAAGAAGAAACACUCUCAGGAAGAUGCAUCUACUUUGUCCAGUGACUCAAGUUAUGAGUGUGAUUCAGAUGAACAUUCAAGGCAAGGAAAAAAGAAGCAUGGAAAGAAGUCAUCAAGGAAAGUCGUUAUUCGCAAUAUAAACUAUAUAACCUCUAAAGGAGAUGGCGAAAAAGGUAGUGUCACCGAGGGGAGUUCGUCGAACAAUGAAGAUUUUAUCAAUGGAGAUUCCCUGAAACAUCAAGUAGAGGAAGCUGUGGAGUCACUGGAGAGAAAGCACAAGUCAAGUUCCCAACAGCAUAAGAAACAACAAAAUGGUUCAGCCGGCAUUGAUUCGAAUGGCACGAAGAGAAAUGACAACUGGGAUGCUUUCCAGAAUCUUCUCUGGAGAGAUGAUGAGCCUAGUCCUGAUACAGAACAACAACAUGUAAAGCUUGAGGAGGAAGUUAUUGUGAAUAAGAGUUUCAAAGAUGAUUCAUUUAUUUUAUCAUCAAAGGAAUUGGACAAUGAGAGUCAAAAUUACAACGAAUACUUUAAGGAGGGGACGAAUGCAUCUUCCUUGAUGAAGAAAAAGGUUAACACAAAUGAGAAGUUUUUGUUUUCUCAGAGAAAUGAAGAAAAUGAGAAUGAACACAAAACUUUCAGCAUGUUGAAUGGUGUUUCCAAUUCUGAGAAAAACAGGAGAGACACUUUGGCUGAUGACUCAUUCAUGAUUCAAGCUCGGUCAUCGGAUAACCAAUCGAAUUCUCAAUCAGCAGCAGACUUAAGUUUGGUUUCAGACAUUGUUGGUGCUGCUGAAUUCUCCAACAGCACACAAGAACAUUCUCACAAUAAGACUGAAACUUUGAAUUCCCAAGAGCCAGAUGAUCUCUUCAUGGUUCUUGAUCGUGACUCGGCCUUAGAGCACAGCGCAGCAGCACCACCUUGGAGUGCUGAAAUGGAUUAUCAAAACAACAUAUCAUCAAAUGAAGUGAACAAAAAGCUACCCAACGCCGAAACAGAGAAAAAGAAGUCGUCGAAUGGCGAGAGGACUAAUACUAAAGCUCCCGGAGCAAGGAAUGGAAAAGUUUCAGGUAAAGCAGCAAAGGAUAGGCCAGUAAAUGGACUUAAUGGAAGGAGCAAAUCAGAUAUCAGCUCUAAAACCAGAAUGACAGCUACUAAAAGCAAAUCUGCAAAGGAAGAAGAAAGUAGAAAGCGAAAGGAGGAGCUACUGAUUCAACGGCAGAAAAGAAUUGCAGAAAGAAGUGCUUCUAAGAAGACUACUUCAAUAGACACCAAGAACAACAAGCCAAAGAUUCAUCCAUCCAAUGAAGAGACUAAGAAAUCACAAAAGCCGGUCCUUCGAAACUCCACAAUCGAGCGCCUCGCAACUGCGCGUGUAGUAAGUCAGAAAGUUUCAAAACCAGUUCCUACCAAGAAACCAUCCUUGAAGGCAAAUGCAGUUCCUUUGGAAAAGAAGAAACAAGGUGUGAAAGAGGUGAAAUCUUCAAAGAAGAAAGCAAAUGAGGAAAGAGAGCAUGCCUCAGAAGUUGUGUUGCCAAUAAACUCUGCCAAGAAUUUGAUCUCAGAAAGAGAGCAUGUGCAUGAAAAUGUUGGCCAACUUCACAUGAAGGCGUCAAGAGGUAAAGACUUGUCAAGCAAGUUAUCUUCGCUUGCAGCCGAUAAACCUCAGCAGAUCGCCGAGGCGAUCAUGAAUCCUAGCGCAGCAUCGCCAAUCAAGCCGCCGCCAGCUGUUUCUGCCGUGAGUUCAAAGGUCAGUCUAGAGAUAGAUGAAAUCAAUGCUGCUGUCUCUCUUCAAGUCCCUAAGAAACAAAAUGCUACCCCUCCUCCUCCUCCACUUAGUGAUCAAGUGAUGUCGGAACCAGUUCACUCUAGGAAGAAAUGGAACAAUGAUGAGGACUCUUCCAAAGCUGCCAAAGGAUUCCGGAAGCUUCUCUUCUUUGGAAGAAGGAGCUAAGCAGCCUAGUUGACAACACUCAUGAAUCCUCUUUAUCCAUGGUUUUCGUAAUUCAAUGUUUUUACAUUCCCCAUUCCUUAGCUUAGUAGAAAGUGUUUGACACAACAUUUUGUUUUGUUUUUUGGGUUUUGAACACAUACAUUCAUGUUUCAUGUGGAAGAUUGUAGAUAGUUUCUAGCUUUUGCCACACACAAACACAAUAAGGCCAUGGGAUUUGGAGUUUGGUGCCAUGUUAGAGAUCCUUGAUGUAAAUUAUGUGAGUAUGGUAUAGUAAUAUCCUAAGUGAGGAUUGCAAAGUUAAUAAAUUUUUGUGUUACAACUCUUAUUAGGAGGGCUUAUCUUUGUUCAUUGAUUUCAUUUGAUGCCAAAAACAUGUUUCCUUGUAUUU